GUAAACAAAGCGGAAGUACUGAAAAAUAACCUCGUUCAGUUUUUUUUUUUAGCUGUGAGGAGGCAAAUUGAAGGAUCUCUUCUGUACCAAACUCGCUCGUUGUCGUCAAAGCGAAGCCGAAACAUGGACAGAUAGUGUUUGUUGAACUGGAUUGACGGUUGUGGUCCCUGUAGAAAGAUAAUUCAUCACAUCUGCGCCCAACUUGGACUGCCACUCAGGACCACUGCAGGCGCUGACAGACCACCACGACAAUUUUGCCUCCUGUGAAACUCCAGAGUCCCUCCACUUUUCCAGUGGCCAACAACAUGGCUAACAGCACGACAACAGUAGUAAAGGGUCUUCCUCCUGGCCCUGCGGGCAGAAGUAGUCCAGAGGGCUCUCAGGUGCUCAGUAAGAAAAAGCUGCAGGACCUGGUGAGAGAGAUUGACCCAAAUGAGCAGCUGGAUGAGGAUGUUGAGGAGAUGCUGCUACAGAUUGCAGAUGACUUUAUAGAAAGUGUAGUGACAGCAGCCUGUCAACUUGCACGCCACCGCAAGUCCAAUACCUUGGAGGUGAAGGAUGUUCAGUUACAUCUAGAGCGCCAGUGGAACAUGUGGAUUCCUGGUUAUGGCUCAGACGAGAUCCGGCCGUUCAAGAAGGCUUGCACCACAGAGGCUCACAAACAGAGAAUGGCACUGAUCCGCAAGACAACCAAAAAGUAGCAAGAUUAACUAAUACCCACUCUGUGUAUUUUCUUUUUAUUUUGUUUGUUUUUUUUUUUCUUUUUCAAUUGGGUUUUUUUGUUUUGUUUUUUCUCAACUAAU
This is a messenger RNA of Stegastes partitus (bicolor damselfish), 803 nucleotides long. It is a transcript of the gene taf12, whose product is annotated as TAF12 RNA polymerase II, TATA box binding protein (TBP)-associated factor. Bases 306 to 701 code for a protein of 131 amino acids. The record is from RefSeq and is a predicted model, not a curated record. Gene Ontology annotation, molecular function: DNA binding; protein heterodimerization activity; TBP-class protein binding. Gene Ontology annotation, cellular component: SAGA complex; transcription factor TFIID complex. The transcript is spliced from 6 exons. Gene Ontology annotation, biological process: RNA polymerase II preinitiation complex assembly; DNA-templated transcription initiation. NCBI's taxonomy places the organism in Eukaryota, Metazoa, Chordata, Actinopteri, Pomacentridae.